Molecule: messenger RNA, 1305 nt
Organism: Cladophialophora yegresii CBS 114405
Lineage: Eukaryota; Fungi; Ascomycota; Eurotiomycetes; Chaetothyriales; Herpotrichiellaceae
Product: eukaryotic peptide chain release factor subunit 1
Exons: 2
Coding region: 1-1305 (434 amino acids)
Biological process (GO): cytoplasmic translational termination
Cellular component (GO): translation release factor complex; cytosol
Molecular function (GO): sequence-specific mRNA binding; translation release factor activity, codon specific
Source: RefSeq, a predicted model, not a curated record
AUGUCUGCCCCUCAGCCCAACGAGGCAGAAAAAAACAUCGAGAUCUGGAAGGUCAAAAAACUGAUUAAACGUCUCGAGGCCGCCAGAGGCAAUGGCACCUCCAUGAUCUCUCUCAUCAUCCCGCCAAAGGACCAGGUCUCUCGGGCGGCAAAAAUGUUAGCUGAAGAAUUCGGCACCGCCUCCAACAUCAAGUCUCGGGUCAACCGUCUCUCCGUCCUGUCGGCGAUUACUUCCACCCAGCAGCGCCUCAAACUGUACUCCAAGGUCCCGCCAAAUGGCUUGGUCGUCUACUGCGGUGAAAUCAUUACCUCGGAGGGAAAAGAGCGGAAGAUCAACAUCGAUUUUGAACCCUUCAAGCCUAUCAAUACCUCGCUGUACCUCUGCGACAACAAAUUCCAUACCGAAGCCUUGAGCGAGCUCCUCGAGUCUGACCAGAAAUUCGGCUUUAUCGUCAUGGAUGGCAACGGUGCCCUCUUUGGGACACUCAGCGGCAAUACAAGAGAAGUCGUCCACAAAUUCUCCGUGGACCUGCCCAAGAAACACGGUCGUGGUGGUCAGUCCGCUCUGCGUUUCGCCCGUCUAAGAGAAGAGAAGCGGCACAACUAUGUUCGCAAAGUAGCAGAACUGGCUGUCCAGAACUUCAUCACGAACGACAAGGUCAAUGUUGCCGGGAUUGUCCUGGCUGGUUCGGCAGACUUCAAGAACGACCUGAACCAAUCCGACAUGUUUGAUGCUCGUCUGCAAAGCAAGGUCAUCAAGGUCGUGGAUGUCUCAUACGGUGGGGAGAACGGUUUCAACCAGGCCAUUGAUCUCUCAUCCGAAACUCUUGGUAAUGUCAAGUUCAUUCAAGAGAAGAAGCUCAUCGGCAAGUACUUCGAGGAGAUCAGCCAGGACAGCGGUCGAGUCUGCUAUGGUGUCGAAGAUACCUUGAAGGCACUGGAACUGGGUGCUUGUGAGACACUGAUCGUCUAUGAGAACCUCGACGUCACCCGCUGGGUACUAAAGGCCUCGGAUGGGACCGAAAAGAUUCUUCACACCACAAAGGCUCAAGAGCAGAACCGUGAGGAGUUCAUGGACAAAGAGACCGGUCAAGAGAUGGAAGUUGUCGAUCAAGGGUCAUUCCUAGAAUGGCUCGCCGAGAAGUACAAGGAUUUUGGCGCCACGCUGGAAUUUGUUUCGGACAGAUCCAGCGAAGGCAACCAAUUCGUGAAAGGCUUCGGUGGUAUCGGCGCCAUCUUGCGAUACAAGGUCAACUUCGAACAGUUGGCUGAUCUUGACGACGAGGACGAAUUCUAUGAUGAUUGA